UGCUCCUGGAGUGGUAACGGGAGCAGGGACCGGAGUGGGAGGAGCAAGUGGUGGUGGUCUUGUGGGUAUGGGAGACGUGCUGCCACCAAAGAGGCAAGCCGUUGUUGACAGACUUCGACGUCGAAUCGAGAAUUACAGGAGACGUCAGAGUGAUUGCAUACCGCGGUUCGAUCAAUCUUUCAACGGAAUUUGCGAGCAGAAUAUUCAAGAGACUCUGGUGCUGAAGCAAAGGUUCCUGGAGUCGAAAGCGAAGCGGGCGGCCAAGAAGACGGACAGGAAACAGGACGGCGCCAACAACCUGCACACGCAGCAAAAAUUCCUGAAACGGACAGCUGAAGAACUGGAACCCCCUGGAGGUUCUGCAGAUGCUUUCGAACCGCCAGCAAAGAUCCAAUGCACAGGACCCGGUGGCCAGCAGAGGCCCUCAGGAGGCCCUCAGCAGCAACAGUCAACGGAGAACCUAACCAAAUUCUCUGUGGAGAUCGUGCAACAGCUGGAGUUCACGACGUCGGCGGCCAACUCUCAACCGCAGCAGAUCUCCACUAACGUGACGGUGAAAGCUCUCACCAACGCGUCUGUUAAGAGCGAUGUGGCGUCUCCGAAAUCGGGACCUGGAACGCCGGCCUCUACCGUUGGAGGGCGUGCCAGUGCGGGUGGAACGACGACUCCGGGAGGCGGAGGAUCGUGUGUUGACAUCGGUAACCUUGUGGAGUGUAAGCAGGAGCCAGACAGCGAGUUCGUGGACCUUGAACAGUGUGCGGCUGCCCUUGAGAAAGACGCAGCGGCAAACGGGGCAAGUUUCCCCGGAUUCUCGGACCUCAUCGGUGACGAUACUAGCGACGAAAUUAUUACCUCUGACGCGUUCAAAGAUCUCAUAUCCGAAAUCUCAGACUUUCAUCCGGAAUUUAUGAAAGACUUUGACUUUGAGGAUAAGACUGUGGACGGUUUGACGAACAGUACUAGUGCUAGUGGUGUGUGCCACCCUCCGCAAGUGGGGUCAGGGGGACAGUUGAAAGCAGAAGACGACAAAGAACUGCAUCAUCCGCAACACCUGAUAGACGUAGGCAAACACAACAGCCCCAGCCCUCUGAUGACAGGGAACCCCCAGUACUCACCCCAGCCCGUAUACGACCCGCAGUCGCUGUCGAAGGCGCGCAUGGCCCCAUAUCCACCCGGUCUGGCGGAGCUCAGUCCAGCUGCACAGACCCUGAAGCAGAUGGCCGAACAACACCAGCACAAAACCCAGCUCGGCAUGAGCUUUAAUCCAGCUGCCACCGCCAGAAAUGUCAGGUCUCCGUACGGCGAGUUUCAGUUCCCGUCAUCGGCCGGCAGUCCGGGUUCUGGGGGCGCUGGAAGCAACGCUGGGGCACCGUCGUACCUGAACAAACAGGUGCCGGGUUCGGGCGGGGGAAACAGUUUCGUGAACAGCGGUUCGCAGUCCGAGCAGGUGAUGUUCAGUGCCACCCAGACCGCCUUUACAAACAGCGGCCGUCAGGUCUUGCAACAGCAACAGCCGCAGAACUCAAACAAGCAAGCGGGUGCCGGUGGUAACACGAUGAUGGGCACGGGGUAUAGCAACGCCCCCAAACAGCAGUACUCGCCUUACGGUAGCCCCGGUCCGCUGCCGAAUCACGGGAGCCCUCAAUAUCUGCCUCGUAGCCAGGCUCCACAAACAACACAGCAUGUAGGGCAGUACAACAGUUCCACCCCACCGAGACCUCCGUCCUGUCCGGGUACAGGAGGCCUUCAGAUCAACCAGGCGCAGCAGAUGCAGAUCAACCAGCAGGGGCAGCAGAUACAGGUGACCGCAGGCCAACAUAUGCAGCUGACUGCAGACCUUAAGCCAGGUGUAUCAGUAGGAGCCCAGCAGGGGAUGUACUUCAGCCAGCAGCAACCAACGCCAUCUCAACCACCUGCCCCGCCAGGACCUGGGGACUCCUACACCGUGUCACAGUCUCAGACCAUCAAUUUCACGCAGCAGAGUCUACGGCAGCGUCCGGGCAGUGCAGGAGGGCGUCCAAAUGUCGAUCCCACAGUCGGGACCAGACAAGCCCUGGAACAACAACAUAAGCUGAUACAGCAGCAGCAAAUGUUAAGGGCUCAACAGCAAGUUCUUCAGCAGCAGCAAUCGCAUAUGACAAGCAUGGGUCCACGCCCACCUCCUCCUGAGUACAAAUCUAACCCACAGCUUAUGCUUAUGGGACAGCAACAGCAGAGGUUUACGGCGGCAAACAUCAGAAGAGUUGGACAACAGCCAAUGCCACCUUCAGGUCCGAUGAUGAGACCGCAGCAGCAGCAGCAGCAGCAGCAGGCGCUUCAUGGUGGCGGAGGCAGUAUGUAUAUUGGAGGACCCACCGGAGUUGUGCAGCAUCAACACCAUCUACCCCAACACAGGAUGACAGGCACCUAUGUGACGUCGGGCGGACGUAACAACCAGCGGCCACCCAACAUCAGCAUCGGGCCCGACGGGAUCAACAUCGGCGGCCGUGGCAGCGCUGAAUGGAGACAUCUGCUUAUGUCACAACAGCAGAAUGCGGUGUUUGGGACGCAGAUGCGGCCGGUGUUCAAUCAGGGUUCAUUUGGAAUGGGGAGUGGCCAAGGGGGCUUGCAGAUGUCAGCAGCACAACAAAUGCAGCAUCAGCAGCUAGUCCGUAACCAGGCGCUCUCAGGAUCACCUGUAAACCAGAUGCAGAUGUUAUCACAACAACAGUCUUUGGGUCUCCAACAAUCUUCACCAACUGCUCAGGGCAUGACCAAUGCAACACAGAUGUCAAUGAGCCUUCAGAUGUCACAGUCAAUGUCGGUGACUGGAGGAGGGGCGGGCUCGCCUCAUCAUCCGCAGCAGCAGCCGCCACCCCAACAGUCCAUUGUUAGCUAUGGUGGAAGUCCUGUUGGGGCAGGGGGAGGGAACCCGGGGCCACCACCUCAGCAACAGCAGCACCCUCCACCCACAUCCACCUCUUCAGUUUCGCAACCUGCACCGCCUCCUCCAGACUUUAGUCUCGAAUUCCUUGAACAUUUGCCGACUGGAGAUUCAAGUCAUUUCUCAGCAGCUGCUCAGGAGUUACUUAAUUCACUGGAUUCAGCCUCUACAUUCAAUCUGGACAUCCUCUAAAACAAAAGAAAGUUCUGUCUGAAAUAUGGUAUGAAAUUUGAGAUAGCCAUUCCACUGUUAAGUAUUGUUUGAAAAUAUUCUCGUGAAUGUGUACAUUAAAAAUAAGGAUGAACGUCUGGAGGGCUGUUAGAAUAAUGGCAUCUUGAAAUGUUUGACUUUCGGGUUACGAGCCACAUCAGGUGGCUGAAUGGUAAAUAAACUGUAUCUUCUGCCAACAUUUUGAGAGCACAAAACAUUGGCAGAAGAUAUGGCUUAUUCACCAUUCAGCCACCUGACAUGGCUAGUAACCCGAAAGUCUUUCAUCAAGUAUACUUUUGUAUAUCCUUCUACUGAUGUCUCCCUUAUACACACUAUUUCAUAACUUUGUGUUGUAUAAUUUUGUAGCUUCAUGGUAAAAAUUUUGUUGGCAAGAAGUGAUCACACUGUGCCGUCAGGGAAAGGUGUAAUGCCUGAGAAAAUUUAACAUGGCAUUUAAUUCUCCAGAUGAUUAAACAGUUCAUUUGUUCCCAUGAAAGGAAUUCCACUUGUAGUUUGUUUAGCUAGCAUUUUUUAAAAAAAUUAAUGUUAUUGAAAUUAUUAAAACACUUGGGUUAACUAAAUUCUUGGAUUAAGGACAGGUUAAAACGGGGAAGAGGCACCUACUUAGUUGGGUCCUAUAAAAAGAGCCAACCUCAAUCACUGGACCUGAGGACGGAAGCAGAUCCAGGUUCCGAAACAGUGUUUUUUAUCAAAAACAUGGACGAUGGACAUAGUCCAAGAAUUUAGUGAUCUCGAUUGUAACACACCAUUGUCAGAACCCUUUAAACCAACUUAUUAGAACACUUGUUAGGAGAGGUUUUAUGUGAUACUUUUUCCUGGGUUUUUGAAAAAUUUAAACAAACUAAAACUCAAUUGUGUUCAAUAUUUGGUUUUUCACUGUAUGUUUAUUUUUAUUUGGGUUUUGUUUGUUUUAAUAUUCCAAUUAGAGACAAGUUCAGUAAGUGGUGGAGGAUGGAUGACAAGGAUUAUGAAAGUUAUAUUUGAAUUUACACUGUCUAAAGGACAUAAAGAUGUAGAAGAAGGUGACAUGGAUUUUUGUUCACUAAUUUUUUCAGUAAAAUAUGGAUUAAUUAUACGUGGAAUUCCUUUGAUGAGAGAGUGAAUGCAUUAUAACAUCAGCAUCUUACUCAGCCAAGUUAUUACAUAAGCUGAGAAAGCUGUGGUAUUAUUUCACUGAAGAAUUGACCAUAGUAGAGAUAAGUGUCUUUUCCUCAUGCAAGUAACUUUCUUCAAAGAACAUUACCGGAUUUUUCCUAAAAACAAAUAGGUUGUUGUUGGUUGGUUAGUUUUUUUCUUUCUUUAUUCCCCCCCCCCCCUUUUUUCUCUUUUUUUGUUCUGUGAUUUAAUUUAACAUCUAAUAAAUGGGGAUGGGAUAUUUCAAAGUACAUACUAUUGGUAUAGCAGCCAGAUUUUAAUAUGGGGAAUGAAAAUAAUAUUGAGAAAAUACUUUUAUAUGUGGAAAUGUCAGGGCUAAAUUAUCAUAGUAAAAUAUUCUUUUAUGAAAAUUCCAUAGUGCUAUAGUUUAGUUGUGUUUUUUUAAAAAAAAAAUAGGUUCUAGGUUCAUAAGUUAAAUUAAAUUAAAUACUGAGUGUAUAUACAUCAAAAUUUGCAGUAUGCAUUUUGUUUCAUAUGUUGGGAUGGUUUAGAAAUUCACCUCUUUUUGGAAAAUAUGAAAAAACAGUCAAUACAAAACGUAGUUUGCACUUUCAGUACUGAAAUAUUGUAGUAAUUUGUUUCUUAUCCCUGAAUACACAUGUCACUGUAAGCAGCUGGCCAAUUUCUGAUGUGUUAAGCUUUAAGAAGUCAGGAAUAUAUUUUUGGUGUUUAAUUUUGCUGCCAGGAUAUUAAAAUGUAACUAUUCAGAAUUGUUAGAUCCUACAUGUAAAAAAGUAAUUUUUUUGUCUAUUUCAUUAUCUUUGGCUAAGUGAGUAGCUAUUCGCCAUUCAGUUGCUUCAUCAUUGGAGACCAUGUUCUGACCGUAGUCUUCAACAAUAGCUGGUGUACGAGCUCUCCCACACUCAUCACACAAACUUCAUUCUGUUAGUUGUCGUGCACAUUUAUCGGAAUGUGCACGCCGUGUUCUCCUUUCCAAAUUAGACACCUCUGACUCUAGCACAUGUGUCACCGUUCUGAUUUUGUGUCUUACUGUCGUAAUUUUUUGGCGUCACUUUAUGAUUCUGUCUGCCAUUUCUGUAAGAAUUUGUCGGUUUAAAGUUUUUGGCCAAACUCUUCCAUGUGUAGCUAUCAUCAUCUUUGUUGAACUUUGCCUGUCUUUUCCAAGUACAUGCUUAUGUCAUAAGUGUAGGCAGUCAUAUAUCACAGUUUGUGAAUCUUUAUACCAAAGCAUUUGUGUUUCCUAAGAAUGCAUUGCUCGAAAAUAAUAAUCCCUCUGAGCACCACUUUGUUCACUGCUAAAUGUUCAAAUAAAUUGUAAAAUUUAGAAUAGCUGUAAAUGUGCAUACAAAAGAGUGAUCUUAUUUUUCAGAGUCUGUUACAGUUCUUGUUAGUGGUGUCUUGUUGAUUCAUAUUUUCACAAAAAUGUAGAAAUAUCAAAUGAAAAAUUUAUUGUUUCAUCAUGUUACUAUAAAAUGUAAUUUAGAACCGUUUAAAAGUUGACCUGUAAUAUUUGAAUGUGUCCCACACAUCGUGUCCCAUUUUGUAUGAUAAAAGCUAAAAAUUAAAUGCAUCUCCUCACGUCAGGAAUUCUUGAGUGCCCCGUUGUUACUGUUAAGUGUAACUAAAUACUGGUUGUAGUAAUAGUCUUUGUCACCAACAGCUGGAUCAUGUCUAUGAAAAAGAGAUAAAAGAUGGUAAUUAGUGAAGAAUCCUUUUUCACAUAGGAUUCUUCGUAUAUCUUCAAUCCGCUUAGAAUUCCAAUGAAAGAGUGAAUACGACCAUAAUUUCAUGGAUGUAGUGGUCUUGACCAAAUAUUCCCUCAGAUUUCAGUCACAUUUUUAUUACUUGCUGCCACAGUGUCUUCAUGAAACUCACUUUAACAGCUAGAUAAGAUUCCUUCAUCAUUUUAUAUUCUGUUUCUCCAAACUUCUGCCAUUAUGAAAGGAAAAUUGUAUCUUGUUAAGAGAAAUAGUUUUCUGUUGGUUCCCACUAUGCGAGUUUCUGUUUACAAAUCUUCUGAUGGUGCUCUGGUCUACCAAUCCGGAAAUUUUCUCACUAACAUCAAGCUUUUCAGGGCUGAUAAUUAUAAUAAGUUACAGCUGGUAAGCAUAAUGGAAUAAUGUACAAAGCAGUAAAAAUUAGUGUCAUUAAUUCCUAUAAAAUAACCCUAAAUGAACAGUGUGCAAGGGUAACAUGUCCAGCUGGAUGUAUGCGUAAUAGUGCAGUGCAUCUAUAAUUAAGUUUAGAGGAAUGUGACAGAAAAAUUUAUGAAUAAGCAGUAAUUCUAAGCAUGUAAGGCUGAUUUCAAUCCUACAUUAUGGCAGUGGAAUGUUGUUUAGUUCCUGUAACUCCUGAGUGGAGCAUAGGGCCUCCUUUCGGAGGUUUCAUAGUCUUUAAAGCGUGCAUUUAAGAGUAGUGAGUGACUAGUCCACUGACUCUGCACAAUUUCUACUCACUCCUGAUUUGACUGCCAGAGCCAUCUGGCAGUGAAGCAAUGACAGUGGAAUGGCGUCUCGUUUAUUUUACAACACAGUCCAACAAGUACAAAGUGAAGGAUGAACACUUCUUUGAUGGUCUUGCCAUUUUUAAUCUCGUUCCCUCCGAAAUGCUCCUCCAUUACGAAUAUUUAGGUAAGCUGGUGUGGUAAAAAGAAAAAUAUAGAAGUGACAGGUGCUGGAUUAUUGUGUAUUGUGCUCUUUGUUGGGAUGCUGAUGACUUAAUAGUCGGUAGGCUGUCGUAGCCUUUUGUAUGCCACUGUGACUCAUUAGUAACGUGAAGAGACCGUCUUGAUUAAGUAUUAGAUGUUUACUGAAAAAUGAAAGCAACACCAUUUUCCAUGUUACAAGUUGAAGAAAUAGCAUCUACCAGCUUUUUAAAUAGAUUGUUUGUAGCUUUGAACAUAUGCUGCAAUAUAUCGAUUGCACAUACAUGUUUAAAAUCCUUUUGUUAUCUCUUUAUUCUGUACAUAUAAAUAUUUUAUUUGUGUAGUUCAAGCAGUAUGUCAUCCCCCGCAAAGAUAUUUUCAUUAUGUCUUCUAUAAAAUGGGUAGAAAACAUUCCAUAUAUGACACAUUCAUUGAGCAAGCAGUGAAAAUGCUUGUCACAACUUUCCAGAAGGAAGCUCUCGACACGUAAUGAAUAUAAUGUUGGGCAGAAUGCUAUGUGAUUGAUUCAACUAUGCAAUAAGACUCAUUCCCACCUCAGCUGUAAUUUAUAAGUAAAAGCACACAGUGAAUUGUUAUGGGGACUAUCAUAAAUUUAAAAGAUUCUUAACUUUAAUCAUAUUUUGGACUUGUGUUAUCUGAAGUGUUUAUAGUGUGUUGCAAUGAAAUUUUCAUAUGCUUGUUACUGUGGUAGAAAUAGAUCAGAGUAAACAUACACGGCAUUUCCUCUGCCUCGUUUUUAACAGCGCUACUUAGCUGUUGUGCUAGCAUCAAUAAACACUUCUCUUAACAUGUGGAAUCUUUUGUAAGUGUUUCCCCUGGCUUAAAGUCUUUGUGGUGAGUGUUGUGCCAGCUUAGGUAAUGAGCGUAGGUGGACCCUUGUUGCAGUCAGCAGCUUUCUAGUGUUUAUUUGAACCGAGAGUGCAAUCAAAACAUCGCCGCCUACCUCAUGGUGUUGGUGUCGUUGUGAGGGACCAAAGCCGCCUGCUGCUACCUGCUCUGUACAUUUUGUGUUAUGUGAUGUGGAGUUCUGUAGUGUAUUACACAUUUCAGCAAGAAUGGCUGUGGGACCACUCGGCAAAAGACAAUGUCAGGGUAGGAGGGAAAAGAACAAAUCAUGAACUGGAACAUUACUUACCAAGUUCCAAGGAAUAGUUAUUUUUACCACUCCAUUGUUUCAAAGGUAUUUACCAUGUUCUGAAAAGAAAAGAAAAUACGCAAUCUAGUACACAGGGAUCAAAUUUGAGUUUAUUACUCACCUGAAAGACAAACAAAUUACAUACAAUUUUAGGAACAAAUGGAAUCAGUAUUUUUAUUAUUGAUUUUCUUUGCUGGUUAUUUUCAUUGCUUGUAAUUAUCAGUUUACAAGUAAUGUACCAAUGCGGUUGACUAUAGAUAGAUAUAUAAUUAUAUCAUAUUAUUAAUGUAUAUAUUUAAAGAUGAUGAGAGAAUUGUUGAUAUUAUGAGUGUUAAUACAAUGAUUUGCAAGGAAUGCACUAUCAGUGGAGCAAGUGUGUUUGAAGAUGCCUUGUGCCAAGCCAACACAAGGCAAAAUAUUAUCCAUUUUCAAAUAUUUUCUCAUCUGGAAAUGGAUAAAUGUAGAACUUGAGGACUUAUAGUAUGGGGUUUCAAAACUAUUUUAAACAAGUCAAUGGAGUACAUCUAUGUUUUGUCAAUUAGGACUUUAAAACAAAAGAAAUAAUGAAAAUGCUAGGUCUAAACAUGUUUAUACAAUGUAAGAAUUCUAAUGACAGGUGUGCUCAAAUGAGAUAUGUUGGUGGUGGUUUUAAGUCUAACAGUGUCACAUGGCAAUUGUGCUCAUAUUACUUAUGGUUUGUGAUGUUUUUUGUCUUUCCAAAAACUGAAUGUCUAACCAUGGAUUACUGGCUGUGCAUUUAUUUAAAAUAAUGAUGUAGAAGUAUUUUUUGAAUAUGCAGAAUUUUAAUGAUAAUGCAAAGACUUCAACAUUGUAGUGAAUCAAAUGUUUGUUAAAGUUCACAGUAAGGGAAAUUUGCCUGGAUGGUUUGCCAAAUAUAGUUAGUCAUGCUCAUUGA
Molecule: messenger RNA, 8986 nt
Organism: Zootermopsis nevadensis
Lineage: Eukaryota; Metazoa; Arthropoda; Insecta; Blattodea; Termopsidae
Gene: mam
Product: neurogenic protein mastermind
Biological process (GO): Notch signaling pathway; positive regulation of transcription by RNA polymerase II
Cellular component (GO): nuclear speck
Molecular function (GO): transcription coactivator activity
Source: RefSeq, a predicted model, not a curated record